AUGGAUGGAAAUAAUUUACAAGAAAUUGAAGAGAAAUUAGACUUUUUUAUGGCAACUUGGGAGGAUGGUAUACGAACAAUUCAAUAUGAAUCUGGAAGAUAUACACGGUCACGCAUUAAAUCACAUGUUGAUCUCAUAAAAUUGCACAGUUCUCAAACGAAUUUCAUAAAGAAAGAAAUGAUACAAAAAGAGGGCGAAAAAGAGAAAUAUAAAAUAUAUGGAAUAACUCAGGAUGUUGAAACUAUGCAAUACAUGAUUAAGGAAGAAAUUAAUGAGAAAGGAAUUAAAGAGGAAGAAAUUAAAGAGGAAGGAAUUAAUGGAAUUGAUGAGAAAGAAAUUAAAGAAGAAAUUAAAGAGAAGGAAAUUGAGGAGGAAUUAGAUUUCUUUAUGGCAAUUUGGGAAGAUGGUAUACAAACAAUUGAAAAAGAAUCUGAAGGAUAUAAACGAUCACGCAUUACUAAGUCAUGUGUUGAUCUCAUAAAAUUGCAUAAUUCUUCGAAUGACAUAAAGAAAGAUCUAAAAAUAAAAGAGGAAUUCACUGAUGCUGAUAAUAUAAUCAAAAAAAUAACACUAGAACCUUUACCAGAGCAAGAUAAAUAUCGCAAGAAUCUUAAAG
Molecule: messenger RNA, 616 nt
Organism: Racocetra persica
Lineage: Eukaryota; Fungi; Glomeromycota; Glomeromycetes; Diversisporales; Gigasporaceae
Source: the annotation of a GenBank genome assembly